Messenger RNA from Hypanus sabinus (Atlantic stingray), 723 nucleotides. RefSeq names its product immunoglobulin lambda-1 light chain-like. The record is from RefSeq and is a predicted model, not a curated record. Bases 1 to 723 code for a protein of 240 amino acids. Lineage: Eukaryota; Metazoa; Chordata; Chondrichthyes; Myliobatiformes; Dasyatidae. The transcript is spliced from 3 exons. Gene Ontology annotation, biological process: immune response; immunoglobulin production.
AUGUCUUACUGGAUCCGUGUUGUCAGUGCGCUCCUUUAUCUUGCGACUUGUGUACGCGCAGAAGUUACAGUAACUCAGCCGCUUUCCAAGUCGAUCAGUCCGAGGCAGAACUUACAAUUAAGCUGUACCAUGUCCGGGGCCAGUUUAGGGAAUUAUGACGGUAUAUCCUGGUAUCAGCAGAUUCCUGGAAAGACUCCCCGGCUUUUAGUCUAUUAUUGGUCCAGCAAGAGCAGCCCUGGAAGAGGUCCGGGAGUUUCAGAAAGGUUCUCCGGCUUUCAGUCGGGCAACACGGGAUAUUUCACAAUUUCCAACGUUCAAUCGGAGGACGCUGCGGACUAUUACUGCGCCAUGUGGAAAAACGCCUUAAUAUUCGGAAAAGGAACAAGGGUGACAGUGGGCAAUCCUCGGCUCCCAGUCGUAUCGGUCUUGGCCCCUUCAGGGGACGAAAUCAGGGUGAAGGGCACCGCCACGCUUGUGUGUUUAGUGAACGGAUUUAAUCCGGGUGCUGUGGAAAUUGAGUGGGCUGUGGACGGCAGUGCGAGAAGGAACGGCGUAAAGAACAGCCGACUGCAACAGGAAACGGACAACACGUUCAGUGUGAGCAGUUACCUGACAUUGAGAGCCUCAGACUGGAACUCACACGAGCUUUACUCCUGUGUGGUUAAACACGAGACUCAAGCAAACCCGCUCCGGGCAAAUAUCGCAAGAUCUCGCUGUGUUUGA